Messenger RNA from Aplysia californica (California sea hare), 1503 nucleotides. RefSeq lists its product as uncharacterized. The coding region runs from base 1 to 1314 and encodes 437 amino acids. The transcript is spliced from 8 exons. NCBI's taxonomy places the organism in Eukaryota, Metazoa, Mollusca, Gastropoda, Aplysiida, Aplysiidae. The record is from RefSeq and is a predicted model, not a curated record.
AUGACUGAAGUACGAAACUAUGAAGCCAUCGUUCAGUGCCUGUCUAGUGAAGUCGGUGAAAGGUCGGAAAGCAAUCCAUUGGACUUCUUCAUUAGCCUGAACUUUGACCCAGAAAACCUGAGAAGCAAGAGCAAAUCUGUGUGUGCUAAGCUACAAGCCUCAAACGACAACCUGGAGUGUGCAAAGGACAGUAACAAGACGCUGGCGUCUUUCUGUGCCGCUGGAUUUACCCGUGGUCUGCUCGACGUGUUUGGUUUGCACAAGGAGCGGAGGGCGCCACAGGAUGUGCUGCGAGGUAUCGCCUGCAGCGUGACCAAACAGACGACAUUUUGUAUCAAGGACACUCUUCCAGGGUGCUCGGAGGACGUUCGAAUGACGCUGAUCGGUUACUACUCCAUUUUCACCAACGAGACUUGUAUAGCGCAGCCUGGGGAGGAGUUACCCCAAAGAGUUCCUAAUAAGAACCCCAAGACUGCGCUUGUGAAGUGCACCCAAGAAGCAGAAGAGAAACUAUCAAGUGAGCAGCCGGAACCAAAACCAACAUCACUGGCCGAACUUGGCAUUUUGAGGUUGAAGACAAAUUGCAAAACAUACAUGGAUCGCUAUACGUGCUACGAGCGUGAGCUAGAGAACAUCACCAACUUCAUGGAUUUCUGGCUCUCUUUGACAUUUGACAGAAUCAACGCGGAGAACUCACAGAAAAACUAUUGCUCCCUGAUUGACGAACACGUGAUACCCAAGUUGACAAACGAAUGCUUCGAAAAGUCACAGCCGGCCCUGGAUGCCUGUGAGGAAGGAUUUGUAAACGAGGUGGAAACGAUCAGACGAGAAUGGUUCAACAACACAGACUUCGACGGCCUUCAACUUCAGACACUAGCAUGCAGGACGUCUGUGAUCAGAGCUACCUGCUUUGGCAACGCCAUGCAGCACUGUGGAGAAGAUGUAGCCAGAGCAAUGGCUCUCAGCGAGAUGGGUGUCCUGCCAGACAUCUGUAGACGACUUCUGGCACAAGAAGACGACCGUCCUCCAAACCAGGGGAAGCAACCGGACUCGGGUCCACCUCACACACACAAGAGCGAAACCCAAGGAGGGAGCCACUACAAAAACACAGAUGUUCCAUCAGGGAGCAUGGACAACAUGCCAAAGAGCCGGGAGAGGCCUACAAAAAAUAACGACUACACACCUGUAGGCCGCAGCAGCUCUUCGUCUUCUUCAGCUUCAUCUGCUGACGACACAGAGAACAGCGCCACGAGAGUUGAAAUUGGCAUAAUUUUGCUUUUGUCUCUCGUCUGUGUAAUUGUAGCUUUUGAGUAGGUAAUACGCUUCGGAAAAAUUGAGCAUAAAGAUAAAGAUGCCUUUAAAAAAUCCCAAACUUAAAACAGGAUGUUAAGCAACGUCAUUGCUGAUUGGUGCCUAGUUUUGCAAACAUCGAAAUCAAAUGUGCGUGUGUGUCUUUGUGUAUGUUUGUAUAUUCGUUUAUGUGAAUGCGCUGGCGCGCGCGCG